Salvia splendens (bonfire salvia) is the source of this 1145-nucleotide messenger RNA. Its product is annotated as transcription factor TCP12. The transcript has a single exon. Gene Ontology annotation, molecular function: sequence-specific DNA binding; DNA-binding transcription factor activity. Gene Ontology annotation, biological process: regulation of secondary shoot formation. Lineage: Eukaryota; Viridiplantae; Streptophyta; Magnoliopsida; Lamiales; Lamiaceae. The record is from RefSeq and is a predicted model, not a curated record. Gene Ontology annotation, cellular component: nucleus. Bases 94 to 1011 code for a protein of 305 amino acids.
CCUCAGUUCUUCCGAGUUAGAUCUCUCCUUUAAAACCCCGCCACCAAAUCCGAAAAAGACAAUAAUUGUUGCAUUUACAAUCCCAAUUGAAAAAUGUUCCCCUCACCCAACUGCAACAACUCCUUGCUCAAAACAAGGCCAUCAUUAUCCUCACCAUCACCAUCCUCUUUCCCCUUUGAUCAAAAUCCUAACCUUAAACACGACAACAUCCUCUUCAACUUCCCCUCUCCCUUCCUCGACGAGAACGAAUCGCCCUUGGAUCAAAUCUUUUACCAAAGCCACCUCGCCGAGAAGUUGAAAACCGAUCAUGAUCAGAUCCCCACUCCUCCUCCUCCGAGGCGGAGGAAGGCCGGGAAGAAGGACCGGCACAGCAAGAUAUGCACGGCGCAGGGGAUCAGGGAUAGGAGAAUGCGCCUCUCUCUGCAAGUAGCUCGGAAAUUCUUCGAUCUUCAAGAUAUGCUCGGCUAUGACAAAGCCAGCAAGACCAUAGAGUGGCUCUUCACGCAGUCGAACAAGGCGAUUAAGGAGCUCCACUCGCCUCCUCCUCCUCCUCCUCCUCCUCUGCUGCUUCCAAACAACAGCGACGUGAAGAGCGAGUCCGAGUGCGAAGAUCAAUCCGGAAUCGAGGAGAUCAACUCCAACGCUGUCGCUCCGACCACUGCGGAUCGGGCCAAGGCCUCGAGGGAGAAGGCGAGGGAGAGGGCGAGGUGUCGGACGCGAGAGAAAAUGCUGGUGAAACGCCUCCGUUUGUGUGGAAACCCUAAUCCAUUUGAAGGAGGAGAUGAAGGGCUCAAUUCGGAAAUUAGGGUUUCUCAGCCCGACGUGGGAAUGAUUGACAAGUUUUUGGGGAAUUCUGAGUAUCACUGCGCAGUGUCGGAUCCGAGUUUGGUUGGAUAUAUUGGGAAUUGGGAUGUGUUAUCGAAUUGCUUUCACUAUUCGGUUGGGAAUCUUGUUUCUACUGCAGGUAAUCUUAACUCACUUUUCUCCUCUCCCACGCCAGAAUUUCCAUGAUAAUUUAGCAUGUUUAUUUUUUUUUUGUUGAGGAGAUUAUUCUCCUAGCUUAAUCUUGCUUUGCUCACCAUUUGUAUAUUAUUCAAGUAUGGAUUUCUGAGGAGUUUAUAUCUAUACAGUGCUUUAAUGUUGUA